UCUAGUGGAUCACGUGACACGGGACGCUUCUUCAACAACAACACGGCCACUGAUUCAUUCAGUCGCCACUCGGUAGUUAGCCAACGUAAAAUCGGAACAUUGAAGCUCUUUAGACCAUUUGUGUGUGUAUUGAUCUCGGUGUCGUUUGCUUGUUAAAAUUGACACAUGUGUUAAGGUUGAUUAUACUGAGCCUAAGCGCUAGGCUAAUGCUAAUUUUAGGUAGCCCAACCAUGAACUCACAAAUAUACUCCCAUCCUGCUAAAGAAGAGGGGGUCUCCUGGACGGGGAAAGAAGCUCUGGGUCUGAACAUUGUCGUAAAAGAAGAGGAAGAGGAGAAUAUUACAGUGGAAGAAGCUUUCAGAAUAAAACAGGAGGAAGAGGAGGCUAUCACGUAUAACGAUGUUAUAGUGAAAGAAGAGGAAGAAGCUUUCCGAAUAAAAAAGGAGGAAGAUGAGAAUGUUACAGUGAAAGAAGAGAAAGAACAUUUUGGAGUGAAAGAGGAAGAUGAGGCUAUCUCAAUAAAAGAGGAGGAAGAGGAAGAUGUUCUGGGAGUGAAAAGGGAUGAGGAGGAAGGAGAGGAAGUGGAGACUGGAGAUCUGAUUGACACUAGAGAGAGACCAGACUCUCACUCUGACAGCGGGAAGAGUCCUUCAGGGGAACCAGACCCAGAGAUGCCCAAACCAGCAGGAAAACACCACUGUUCUCACUGUGGAAAGAGUUUUACCUGGUUAGGGUACCUAAAACGUCAUGAGAGAACACACACAGGAGAAAAGCCUUUCCAAUGUUCCCAGUGUGGAAAGAGUUUUACCGUGUUAGUUAACCUGAAAAGACAUGAGAGAAUACACACGGGAGAAAAGCCUUAUCACUGUUCCCACUGUGGAAAGAGUUUUACUCAGUUAGGGAACCUAAAACAGCAUGAGUGGACACACACAGAAGAAAAGCCUUACCACUGCUUCCAAUGUGAAAAUAGAUUUUCACGAUCAGUGGACCUAAAAGCUCACGAGAGAAUACACACAGGAGAAAAGCCUUUCCAAUGUUCCCAGUGUGGAAAGAGUUUUACCGUGGUAGCUAACCUGAAAAGGCACGAGAGAAUACACACAGGAGAAAAGCCUUACCAAUGUUCCCACUGUGGAAAGAGUUUUACUCAGUUGGGGCACUUAAAAAAGCACGAGUGGACACAUACAGAAGAAAAGCCUUAUCACUGUUCCCACUGUGGAAAGAGAUUUUCACGAUCAGGGGACCUAAAAACUCACGAGACAACACACAUAGGAGAAACACCUUUCCAAUGUUCCCAAUGUGGAAAGAGUUAUGUUAAGUCACGGUACCUAAAAGAGCAUAAGAGAACACACAGAGGGGAAAAGCUUACCCAAUGUUCUUAGUGUGGUGACGGGAUCUCUCAAAUAGAUGGUAUGAAGAUAGUUGAGAACAAAGCCUUUACAGUGGAGAGGGUUUUACCAUGUUAGUUAACCUGAAAAUACAUGAAAGAAUACGCUCUGGAGAAAAGCCUUUCCACUGCUCCUAAUAUAUAAAUACUUUUGCCAGGUUAGGGAGUCUGGAGUCACAUGAGUGGAGCACUACCACUGGUCCCGCUGUGGAACAUGUUUUAACCAGUUAGAGAAGAGGAGCACUACCACUGGUCCCGCUGUGGAACAUGUUUUAACCAGUCAGAGAAGAGGAGCACUACCACUGGUCCUGCUGUGGAACAUGUUUUAACCAGUUAGAGAAGAGGAGCACUACCACUGGUCCUGCUGUGGAACAUGUUUUAACCAGUCAGAGAAGAGGAGCACUACCACUGGUCCCGCUGUGGAACAUGUUUUAACCAGUCAGAGAAGAGGAGCACUACCACUGGUCCUGCUGUGGAACAUGUUUUAACCAGUUAGAGAAGAGGAGCACUACCACUGGUCCCGCUGUGGAACAUGUUUUAACCAGUUAGAGAAGAGGAGCACUACCACUGGUCCCGCUGUGGAACAUGUUUUAACCAGUCAGAGAAGAGGAGCACUACCACUGGUCCCGCUGUGGAACAUGUUUUAACCAGUUAGAGAAGAGGAGCACCACCACUGGUCCCGCUGUGGAACAUGUUUUAACCAGUCAGAGAAGAGGAGCACUACCACUGGUCCCGCUGUGGAACAUGUUUUAACCAGUCAGAGAAGAGGAGCACUACCACUGGUCCCGCUGUGGAACAUGUUUUAACCAGUUAGAGAAGAGGAGCACUACCACUGGUCCUGCUGUGGAACAUGUUUUAACCAGUUAGAGAAGAGGAGCACUACCACUGGUCUCGCUGUGGAACAUGUUUUAACCAGUUAGAGAAGAGGAGCACUACCACUGGUCCUGCUGUGGAACAUGUUUUAACCAGUCAGAGAAGAGGAGCACUACCACUGGUCCCGCUGUGGAACAUGUUUUAACCAGUUAGAGAAGAGGAGCACUACCACUGGUCCCGCUGUGGAACAUGUUUUAACCAGUUAGAGAAGAGGAGCACUACCACUGGUCUCGCUGUGGAACAUGUUUUAACCAGUCAGAGAAGAGGAGCACUACCACUGGUCCUGCUGUGGAACAUGUUUUAACCAGUUAGAGAAGAGGAGCACUACCACUGGUCCCGCUGUGGAACAUGUUUUAACCAGUUAGAGAAGAGGAGCACUACCACUGGUCCCGCUGUGGAACAUGUUUUAACCAGUCAGAGAAGAGGAGCACUACCACUGGUCCCACUGUGGAACAUGUUUUAACCAGUUAGAGAAGAGGAGCACUACCACUGGUCCCGCUGUGGAACAUGUUUUAAAACCAGUUAGAGAAGAGGAGCACUACCACUGGUCCCGCUGUGGAACAUGUUUUAACCAGUUAGAGAAGAGGAGCACUACCACUGGUCCCGCUGUGGAACAUGUUUUAACCAGUUAGAGAAGAGGAGCACUACCACUGGUCCCGCUGUGGAACAUGUUUUAACCAGUCAGAGAAGAGGAGCACUACCACUGGUCCUGCUGUGGAACAUGUUUUAACCAGUCAGAGAAGAGGAGCACUACCACUGGUCCCCCUGUGGAACAUGUUUUAACCAGUUAGAGAAGAGGAGCACUACCACUGGUCCCGCUGUGGAACAUGUUUUAAAACCAGUUAGAGAAGAGGAGCACUACCACUGGUCCCACUGUGGAACAUGUUUUAACCAGUUAGAGAAGAGGAGCACUACCACUGGUCUCGCUGUGGAACAUGUUUUAACCAGUUAGAGAAGAUGAAAUCACACGAGAGAAUAGAGGCUGUGUUCUGUUUUUGACUGAGAAUUUGGGUUUUUGUUUAUGCCACCUGAAAUCAAAUAGUUUAUAUGAAAUCUUCCUUAAAAAAAAUAGGCCUACUUUAGUUUUUUUCAUCUUAAAAAAUAGCUCAAAGUCUGGCUAGGUCGGGUGGGAGGUAACCCAAUGGGUAUGUCUGGGUAGAAUGGUGGGAGUUAACCCAAUGGGUAUGUCUGGGUAGAAUGGUGGGAGUUAACCCAAUGGGCAUGUCUGGGUAGAAUGGUGGGAGGUAACCCAAUGGGUAUGUCUGGGUAGAAUGGUGGGAGGUAACCCAAUGGGUAUGUCUGGGUAGAAUGGUGGGAGUUAACCCAAUGGGCAUGUCUGGCUAGGUCGGGUGGGAGGUAACCCAGUGGGCAUGUCUGGGUAGAAUGGUGGGAGGUAACCCAAUGGGUAUGUCUGGGUAGAAUGGUGGGAGGUAACCCAAUGGGUAUGUCUGGGUAGAAUGGUGGGAGGUAACCCAAUGGGUAUGUCUGGGUAGAAUGGUGGGAGGUAACCCAAUGGGUAUGUCUGGGUAGAAUGGUGGGAGGUAACCCAAUGGGUAUGUCUGGGUAGAAUGUUGGGAGGUAACCCAAUGGGUAUGUCUGGGUAGAAUGGUGGGAGGUAACCCAAUGGGCAUGUCUGGGUAGAAUGGUGGGAGGUAACCCAAUGGGUAUGUCUGGGUAGAAUGGUGGGAGGUAACCCAAUGGGUAUGUCUGGGUAAACAAUAUGACCUGGUGUAUAGAACAGGAUUACACAGUUCCCAUUAGUUACUGGUGUCAUGACGUUGGCCUGGGGGUAGGUUUAUGACAGUCAUAAAUACCUCUUCCCCCCUUUUUUAGUCUCUCCUUAACCCCUUGGUUAACAAAGAGAUUCUGGGAAAAUCAGAAGGUGGUGGAAAAUGAACUAUAUUCUGGUAAUCCGACCAAUUGAACAUAUGCGGUGGUACUUAAUGAAUAUGAUGUCAGUUCGGUUGUCAUCUGAGACAUUCUCA
Messenger RNA from Oncorhynchus mykiss (rainbow trout), 4242 nucleotides. The record is from RefSeq and is a predicted model, not a curated record. Lineage: Eukaryota; Metazoa; Chordata; Actinopteri; Salmoniformes; Salmonidae.